CAACCUUCCAACAAACCGUUCUCACAAAAACUUCCUCAAUCGCACAGCUAGAGAGAUAUUCGUUGAAAGAUAGGCUCAGAGUCUACUGAGUUGAAUUCACCCCAAAAUGCCUAUCAUGCAGCAAGCACAUUCAGUGGCAUCUUUCGACCCCAAGGCACCAGGGCCCCCACCAUACGCAAUGGGACCGCAGCAGAUGCAAGCACCAGCUCCGGUGCCAAUUUCUAAUGCGUUCGGACAACCGCCAGUACCGCAAAAUGGCUUCCAGCAGUUCCAGAGUCAGACCUACAUCCCACCUCACGCCCAAGUAACACCUUCGCAGGGACAUACAAAAAAUGACUCCUUUGUGGCACAGCAAUCACCUCCUCCAGUAUUGCAAUCAUAUCAAGGGCCAUCCAAUAUGACAUCUCAGCAAAUACAACAAGUUCAACAAGUCAUCCACAACAUGCCACCAGAAAAGCUACAGAUACUACAGCAUCAGCUUCAGAAUACAGCUCCGCAACUACCACUAACGAAUCAGUAUCAAUCACCACCGCCACCAUAUCAAUCCCCACCACCCCUCCAAAGACCUUCGUUCACGACAACCGCGCCAUCCGGUCUCUUUGGCUCCAAACACUCCUCCAGCUCCAGCCAAAGCGGCCCAAAAGAUGCACAGCAAUCCGACAAAGUCAAACGCUUCUUCGGCGACACACUGUUUGGCCGCGUAGCUCGCAGCUCCGUGUCAACCGCGACCUCGUUCGCCAAGAUGCCACUCUCGCUCUCCCCCUGGGGCGACAACAACCCAGUCACCCUACCCAACGUGCGCUACCGCGAUGCCGUGCUCUUCACAACCUUCGCCUUCGUUGGCGGACCACUGACCGAGGGCGCUGCAGACAGUGUGACCAGCGCAUUUGGCGCGGACAGCUUUGUGGCGGAAAUUGUAAACAGCGGCGCGGGUGCGAUUGCGGCAAGCACUGUGCUCAAGUACUCUGUGUUCCAGAUCGUGGAGCAGGCUAUUGACAAGGGGAUCUUGGAGCACAUGUUGCCCGAGGAGGAGAAGAUGCUCGUCACGACGGAAGUCAAAAGCUUACAGGUCGGCGUCAAGCACAAGCUCAUGGGCGUAGAUGCGGAUCUGAGAUUCGUCGGGGUGCGACCGACGCGGGACCUGCAAGGCAUUGAGAAAGGCUGGUUCUGUCCGUAUCUCUUUGCCAGCGCGCGAACACCCUCGAUCCCACGGUCAAACGACUUUGCCAUCGCACAAUGCUUUGGCCCGUUCCUAGGAGGCGACUAUCUCCUCGCCCACAAGCUCCUCAGCGAAAGCACUCACACCCUCAGCAUGUGCGACCCCAACCCCACCAUCGACAUCGGCACAAACCGCCUCCUCAUCCUCUUCACCGCCAUCUCCCCCUACCGCGCCAACAUGUGGUCGACCUCGCGGCGCCCCGGCUGCGGCACACUAAUCUUCCACCUCUUAUCCGGAUGCCCCGCGCUCGUCGUCCCCGUGACCUCAUCCGCUCCCAUAGUCGCCUGGUCGCCCUGGACGCUGGCGCAGAUGCGCGCCUACCAGUCGCGGGCGCCGGGGCUCGCGGCUGAGGAGGCGGGCUACUCGCCGGAAGUCCAGCACGAGCAGAUCUGUGAGUUUCUGGAUCAGGUGGUGAGUCAGCCGCAUUUGAGUCCAGCGGUGAAGGAGAAGUACGAGGGGGUGUUGGCGCGGAGCGUGAGUUUGGUUGUGAAUGGGGCGUUGGCGACGGAGAGGUGUGGGAAUGUAACGGGGAUGGGGAAGGUGGAUCCGGAGAGGGCGGGAGUGGUGAUGUUUAGGUACUGAGGGAGAUGGCGACCUGAUGCCUGUCGAAAUGACGGAUCGAUAGAGUUGUACCGCACUCAGGCACAUCCGAGUUACAUCUUGGCAGUUUUGAAGAACUACAAUCUUUUCUGGCAGAGCCAGUACGCU
Messenger RNA from Boeremia exigua, 1927 nucleotides. RefSeq lists its product as uncharacterized. NCBI's taxonomy places the organism in Eukaryota, Fungi, Ascomycota, Dothideomycetes, Pleosporales, Didymellaceae. The coding region runs from base 107 to 1801 and encodes 564 amino acids. The transcript is spliced from 2 exons. The record is from RefSeq and is a predicted model, not a curated record.